UUUCGAGAAUUUGUAUUUUCAACGUAUAAUAGUAUAAUAAUCAUGUUGCGAUGUGUGUUAGUAGUGCUUUUAUAUGCGAUAAUAUACCGUGUGGCAUCGGAAAAUACAAUUGCAACUGAUACAGCAAUCAACGGAUUGAUAACUUCAGGCAAAUUAUUACCAAACACAAAUGGAAAUUUGUCUCCGGCACAGCAGAUUAUCUACAUUUAUGGGCCGCGUCAAUGGAAAAUGCAAGACGGUAACAAUUUCAUAGAAAAAGCAGGAAGCGAUUACCUUAUGACACCUGGUAUAGGUGCUCAUAAACUUCACGUUCGCAAGUUGCCAUGGAACAAAGCUCGUAGAAUUUGUAUUGAAGAAGGGGGUCAUUUGGCAAUCAUUAACUCCAAUUCGGAGGAAAAAUUGCUGAUGCACAUCUUAGAGGAGAACAAAGUAAAUCAGGCAUGGCUCGGCGUGCACGAUCUCUAUGAAGAGGGCGAUUGGAGCACGAUCAUGGAUGAGCCUUUGGAAGCUACGGGAUACUCAAAAUGGACAUUAAAAAUUGCUAACGAGCCUGACAACUAUAACGGAAAACAGCAUUGCGGAGUUCUUCUAAAGGACGGAGGAAUGGAUGAUCUCGAAUGCACUGCAGCAGUUGCUUUCUUCUGCGAAAUUACUCUCUGAAUUCUCAUAAAUUACGUAAAGGCAAGAUCGUAAUCAGACGUGGUAACAGUAUGCGCUUUAUCAAAGACUAUCUAUAAUUAAAUAGUCAUUCUGAGAUGUGCUAUCAAGAUCAAAUUAACGUCAGUAACAACGUAGGCGUGUUUUUUACGAUUAAUGGGGUUAUAGAUUAAUCUUACAAUGAAGGUGAUUAUAGGUCAUAAGGUCUAAUUUUAUACUAACGAUUAUCUUUAGGAUAUUAAAUACCAUGGAACAUGCGUAAUGUAUAUUAGAAAGUGUAAGAAGACUUAUAUUUUUACAAAAUACGUUGAUUCCUUAAAAACAUGUACUUUUAAUUAAUAGAAUAAGGUAA
Trachymyrmex cornetzi is the source of this 1009-nucleotide messenger RNA. Its product is annotated as hemolymph lipopolysaccharide-binding protein. The transcript is spliced from 3 exons. Lineage: Eukaryota; Metazoa; Arthropoda; Insecta; Hymenoptera; Formicidae. The record is from RefSeq and is a predicted model, not a curated record. Bases 43 to 660 code for a protein of 205 amino acids.